Colletes gigas is the source of this 1837-nucleotide messenger RNA. Its product is annotated as dipeptidase 1-like. Gene Ontology annotation, biological process: proteolysis. The record is from RefSeq and is a predicted model, not a curated record. Gene Ontology annotation, molecular function: metallodipeptidase activity. NCBI's taxonomy places the organism in Eukaryota, Metazoa, Arthropoda, Insecta, Hymenoptera, Colletidae.
UUCGCGGUCACGCUUCUCGCACUCGAUCGAGUCUUCCUAUUUUGCUACCGACCACGCGAGUCGAAACCGCUUGCGUCCCCUCCCAAUUUCACGCCAGUUUCCCCGUAACGUUGGAUCAACCAAAACAGUGACGAGUCGAGCGUCCAACGUUUUUCCAGAGAGAAAUUCUGUGCGGGGCAACGACAGUGACACAACGUCUCGAACCAGUGUGAAAUAGAAUCUAGGAAUACCAAGACAGGGCGUUAUCAAUUUUUUUAUUUUCGAUUUUGGAAACACAAGUUACCGUUUGGGGAUGGCGGAUGGAUGACAGACACAGGCUUCGCGAUCCGGCGCUGGUCAAAGGUGUUUUUCGGCAACGGGGGAACCAUGUGAGGCUUCGACCAUGAGGUGUGGCGGUCAGAGUGGUGUCUGGAUAGCAAGCGUGAUCAUACUGUCAAUUGGAAGCUGGGUUGGCAAAGUUGGGCCACGACCAGCCGAUGGCGAGACAGCACAACUGACGUCGCCGAGGGAAAGGUUGGAAACCGUGCGUCAGGUUCUUUCCGAGGUGCCUUUGAUCGACGGGCACAAUGACUUACCCUGGAACAUUAGAAACUUCGUCCACAAUCAGCUGGCUGAGUUCGACUUCGACAAGGAUCUACGACAGGUCGCGCCUUGGAGCAAGAGCGCGUGGAGUCAGACCGACUUGGUCAGACUUCGUCAAGGCAUGGUCGGCGGUCAGUUUUGGGCUGCCUACGUGCCUUGCGAGUCUCAGCAUCUCAACGCGGUCCAGCUGACUUUGGAGCAAGUGGACCUCAUUAAGAGGCUCAUAGAAAAGUACUCACAACACAUGCAGUUCGCUGUAUCUUCGAGGGAAAUCCUGGAGGCUCACGAAAAGGGCAGAAUAGCAUCCCUGAUCGGAGUGGAGGGUGGACAUAGCCUAGGAAGUAGUUUAGCCGUUUUAAGGACACUGUAUCACUUGGGUGUACGGUAUCUCACGCUCACGCACACUUGUAACACGCCAUGGGCGAAAACGGUGAAUAUGGACGAAGAAAGUAAGUAUCCCCUUUUGUUAGAAGGCGGUCUGACGGCGUUCGGGAAAGCGGUGGUCCAGGAAAUGAAUAGGCUCGGAAUGCUGAUAGACCUUAGUCACACAGCGAGGGCUACCAUGAGGGACGCUUUAAGGGCCAGCAGAGCGCCCCUCAUUUUUUCUCACUCAUCGGCCUUUGCUAUUUGCAAUUCCUCGAGAAACGUUCCCGACGACAUUCUAAAGCAGUUGGCCGAUAACGGUGGACUGGUGAUGGUGACGUUUUAUAACUAUUUCGUGAAGUGUGGCUCACAGGCAACCGUCUCCGACGUCGCCGAACAUAUUUACUAUAUUAGAAACCUAAUUGGCGUGGACCACAUCGGCGUCGGUGGCGACUUCGAUGGUAUCAACAAAACACCCCGGGGUCUCGAGGAUGUCUCGAAGUAUCCAGAAUUGUUCGCCGAACUCCUUCGAAGUGGAAAAUGGAACGUGAUCGACUUAAAGAAAGUCGCCGGUCUAAAUUUGCUGAGGGUUCUCCGGCAGGUAGAACGCGUGAGGGACGAUAUGAGAACUGCCGGAGUAACGCCAUCGGAAGAGUAUCUCCAGGAUUCCCCUGACACGAUCGGCAGCUGUGCACUCGAUAUCAAUUCCGUGCAAAGAGUCAUGGAGGUUUGAUCGUACUAUCGGUUGUCUCUGUUUCUCGAUGGCGUGUAAACUACUUCUUCGCGAUCUCCCUGCCGUCCUAUUCUCGACAACGGAUGUAACCACGUCGGAGUCAGGGAAAUCCAUGCGCGAUCAGAAGGAUAGGGCUUUCUGUUGCUUGAUUCUUACGCC